AUUGAUAAUCUUACACUAAGUAGUGCAUAUCUGGCACGCCAACAUUCGCAUUCGUGGCAUUUCUGAUACUUAAUCCUGGAUCACAAAUCAAGGCGUCGAACAAGACAACAUUCUCACCCCGCAUACAGCAAUACUACUAGCAUGAAUAUCGGUCUUGGUCUUGCGUUAGAUGCCUUUGACUCCUUCAACGCGUCUUGCGCAUCUGCCCCUCCAUCAGGGGCAUGCACCGCCGUUUCCCCUAUAGACAGCGAGGGACGGGUAACGGGAAAGCGUAAAUGGUGCUCGUCUUCCCAAAACGUAAUGUACAGCAGUCGCCAAUCACAGUAUAAACGCGAAUUGCAACCCAAUCACACUUACGACCGAGCUCUGCCUAGUGGUCCAAGCAGUAAUUCACGGCGUAAGAAAGUGCGUCGCCUGCAGCAACAGCAACAGGCAAACGCGUCUAUCCAGUGCACAGAGUCGUCUGCUGCCCAAUACAAGUUCGAUUCUGCAGCAAAACGACAAGAAUACACAAAAAGGAAGACGAACGGCGCGCAUAUACCCGCAUCGUGCUCGUCUUCUCUAUCUACCAAUACCAAUGUAAGCAAAGGUAUUGAUGGUCUUCGUCUUCCCACCUCGUCAGCAAUGUUUCCUGUUACUACGCUGGAUUCGAUAACUCCAGAGAGCAUAGCUUCUUUAUUGGAAGCGCUCAAAUCUGCUCAGAUUUCAACUCACCAGCAUUCUCAAUCAACCGAAGGGUACGGCAUGUCAUAUUUAUCAGCAUUUCCACCUACUCCAGUUUCAUCUCUGCCAUUCCCUUGUUCCCUUCCUCCCGCUACGCCUCCCUCACAUAAACCUACUCAUCCGGUCCCAGACAUCGCAUCGCAUGGCCCCCUAACUUCUGACACUUCCCCUGAUUCCUCCGUAAUUCAAUCUUCAUCGCCAGAACUGCAUCUUAUUUAUCAUGGAGUUCCUCUUACGUAUCCUCUUCGUACUCUUCCCGACGAUCCAACUGUCCCACUUAUUCUUCUCAGUGUUACGCACGCUGACCCGGGUGCUUAUUUUCUUGUAGGAGCUUGCUACAGGCGGACGGGUAGAUCCCGUGCUGCGAGGUCAAUAGUGAAGGCAUUAAUAGAAGCUAAUAGAGCGGACGGAAACACUGAAAGUAGCCUUCGUCCCGCGAUGCUUCUCCUUGCUGCAUGCGAGCAUGAUCUUGCUAGGUCAGCUGUAUCUACCCCCGAACACGAUACACAUGAGAACGCCGCGAAGGAGCUUCUUCGCGCUGUAUACGGUGCAGGUGUUGAUAAUGCCAAGGGCAUCCCUCCGGGACGCGACGCUGUAAACACCAAUGCUCUUGGAUUGUAUUUUCGCGAGGAAGACCCUAAUUUUUCUGCCCAUGGACCCCAUUGCACUAGUGCGCUACGUACCACAUCACUUUCAUCUUCCCCUUCGAACUCCAUCUACUUUCCUCUUCCCUCCAAUCUAAUAUCCACUCCCGGGACCCGACUACUUGCUCCUCUCACUUCCUCUGCCGGUACACGUAUCCAAGAGUUGGAGCAGGUGAUUUACAAGCUCAUCUCCGAGAAACAAGAUGCGGAAAAACGGGCGGAUGAGGCUGAAAGAAGAGCCCAUGACUCAGAGGGAAGGUUAGCAAACAAUGGGAUAGUGCCCACAGACACAAAGUAUCAUUUGACAGGAUCAGGGAGUAAGCUCCGGGUGGCAGGGAUGCAAGCACAGACAGAUCAAAAUACCUGGGGAGUUCAUCAAGAUAGGAACACCGCAAUGGGCACGUGGCAUUAA
This is a messenger RNA of Serpula lacrymans var. lacrymans S7.9, 1779 nucleotides long. RefSeq lists its product as uncharacterized. The transcript is spliced from 2 exons. The record is from RefSeq and is a predicted model, not a curated record. NCBI's taxonomy places the organism in Eukaryota, Fungi, Basidiomycota, Agaricomycetes, Boletales, Serpulaceae. The coding region runs from base 142 to 1779 and encodes 545 amino acids.